Molecule: messenger RNA, 2311 nt
Organism: Closterium sp. NIES-67
Lineage: Eukaryota; Viridiplantae; Streptophyta; Zygnematophyceae; Desmidiales; Closteriaceae
Source: the annotation of a GenBank genome assembly
CACGAGUUCACUACCUUAUCAAGCAUACUAGGUGCUUGCAGUCGAAGAGGGAUGAGUCAUCGACGCCUCCUUUUCUGUUCGCCAAACUUACGAGGUUGACCGCACAGGUAGGGCGAAACAGUUGGACGCUGUCCACCAUGAGGCAGCAGUCCUCUUCGAUGAGUCGCCCUGAUAUGACGCGGCAACAUUCACAUUGAUGUAGACUGAGAGACCUCUCAAAGGCUCCUUAGGUCAAACCCGCUUAGACCAAUUAGGCAACGUCGAGGCUUGCUUAUUUUCGAUCUAUCGACUCAUAGACAGCCCACUUUCCAGCGUGCGCGGUCGCUCCCAUGGCGUCCCCGCGGGCCCCUUCAGCAGCGGCGCGCCGACUAGGGCUGCACAGAUCUCACUGGAUUGAUCCACGACGCCCCGUCGUGUGCUGCGUUUUGGUGAUUGCCGCGCUACAUAGCAGUCUGGCAUUAGUAGACGGCGAGGGGUACCGAGAGGGCCUAGGACAGUUGCAGCGUGAGAGAGGGACGUUACCGGCGCGGGUGUUAACGGCGCGGCAGCAGCAGCAGCAGCAGCAGCAGGGUGGUGGCAGCGUGACGCAGUUGUAUCUUCUGCCCGACAACCCGUACGGCGCCAAGUGCCUGGACGGCAGCCCCCCGGGGUACUACCACAGGCUGGGCUAUGCGGCGGGCAGCGUGGCGUGGCACAUCCACUUGCCGGGCGGCGGGUGGUGCACGUCCGUGGCGGGGUGCGUGCACCGCGCGCAGACGGACCACGGCAGCACGCGCUCGCGCCCCAGAUUCAUCGCGCGGGGCAACGACAGGGACGAGGGCAGCGCGUCCCCGGCGCGCGGAAUCAACUCUCCCGACCCCAGCGUGAACCCGGUCUUCCACAACUGGCACCUCGUGCGCCCCAUCUACUGCGACGGCGGGGGCUUCGCGGGGCGCGCUGGGUGGCGGGCAGCGCCUGGUGGUGGCAGCGCGGGGAACGGGACGGCGGGGGUGUACCUGGACGGGUGGAAGAUCAUCCACGCCGUGCUCAACGACUUGAAGCAGAAAAGGGGCAUGGCGCGGGCAGCCAGCAUUUUAUUGACAGGCAGCUCAGCGGGCGGGCAGGCGGUGAUAACGCUGUGCGACCGCGUGGCGCUCAUUUUCCCGGGUGCCACCGUCAAGUGCAUUCUGGACGCUGGCUUCUUCGUUGAUGCGGAGGACCGUUGGCAUGGGAGCACAAUGGGCAGCAUGGUUCACAGCAUGGUGGCGCUGCAUGCCAUGCGCCUCAACCUGCACUGCACACAAGCCUAUCCACCAGCCGACCAGUGGCGGUGUUUCUUUGCACACCGCUCUCUGCGCUUCGUGUCAGCACCCCUGCUGGUCGUCAACUCGCUCUUUGACUAUCGUGCACUCACCAUCGGCAACCAGCUGCGCCCCACUGCCACCCAGGGCACUGACUGCCUGCGCUCACUGCUCAAGCAGUCAGGCGGCGACAUCAAGACGAUGCUCUGGAGUAAGGAGUGGAGGUUGUGGGGAGCAGUGGGGAAAGUAGGGGCCGGGGGGGAAAUGGCUGGGGGAGGAAGGAAUGCAUGCCAGCCGGCAGAGAGGAGGGCGGUGCUGAACGCUGCAUGGAGAUUGCUGCGAGGCACAGAUGCCGCGAGGAGGAAGAAAGGGACGCAGAUAAGCAACUUCGUGACAGUGGCUGUGGCUCACUGCUCGCUCACAAGCCCCAAAUGGACUGCUGUCACUGUGAAUGGAACAAACUUGAGGGAUGCAGUCACCAGAUGGUGGUUCACCAAGGCGCGCAAGGUUACACCAGCUACUGUCGGUGGUAACGCCAGCUACAGCCACGUUGGCACUGCAGGGAAGAAGGGGUCCAGCAAGAGCGGGGGAGGCUCAAGAGCAGCAACGCAGAGGUACUCUCCAAAGAUGACGCUGCAACGGACUGGCUCUAGAAGAAGGGAAAGACCGAAACAAGCAGCAGAUAUGCACGUGAGAGACGAUUUGACACAGAGGAGUCGGCAGAAAAGUAAUACCACUGCAUUGGCUGUUCCACGUACGCCCUCAAGCACGAGGACAGGACGUGCCACAGGUACUCAUUCUCCUGAAAGUGGCUCGGGAGGCAAUGACUCCCUUGGGGAUUCUUUAACUGACUGGUUUAACUCUUGACCUUUACAAUGGGUAUCGUACUUACCCAUAGAAACGCCUCUUACCCCAACCAGGUUAUUCAAGAGGCAGUAUCUUGUACAUGGGUCACGACUUUAUAAGGCCCAGGGACUAAUCUAUUGUGACGUGGAAUAUUUUACAUGAACCAGUACUCUACUGGUGUUACA